Aaosphaeria arxii CBS 175.79 is the source of this 761-nucleotide messenger RNA. RefSeq lists its product as uncharacterized. The transcript has 2 exons. NCBI's taxonomy places the organism in Eukaryota, Fungi, Ascomycota, Dothideomycetes, Pleosporales. The coding region runs from base 204 to 581 and encodes 125 amino acids. The record is from RefSeq and is a predicted model, not a curated record.
AUCAAAACAAAAUCCUCUAUUACUUCCCUCAAUCAAUAGCUUCAAAAAGUCAAUCUAAAUACCCCGACCUUACCAAAAUUUGCCAAAGCCGGCCCAACAUCAACUCAACUAUAUAUCAUUCUCAAGCCUAAACAUCCAAUCUCCAUAUAACUCCAACAACAUCUAUCUUUCCACAAAACAAGACCAACAAACCAACCCCAAAAAUGGCAUACACAACCCUCUACGAAGUCCCCCCCACCUACACCACCACCUACACCACCAUCACCGCCAACCCCCAACAACAACCACCACCAUCCUACCAAGCGCACCUCUCCUCAUCCAAACCCUCCAGCACAACCACCACCAAAUCCGUCUCCUCCUCAUCCUCCGUCUCCUCCUGGUACCAGCGCAUGAAGCUCGAGAACGAGAUCCGCCGCGCGAAUGAGAUCCGCUACGUGACGCCCGCGGAGGCCGAGCAGAUCACAGGGUACGGCAGCAGCUCCAGCAUGUGGUGUCCGAAGUCGAGGGGCCAGCAGAAGAAUAUUUAUGCGGGGUCGAUGCGGUCGAGGGAGGAGUUGAGGGUGAGGUAUGAUUUGGCGUGAGGGGAGGAGAAGGCGAGGGAAUGAGGAAUUUGAUACCACAAAAGUUUUUUUAUUGGGGAGGGUGACGGGCGAGGUUUGGACUGAAGAACUAAUUUAUGGCUGUUUUAACUACAAGCAUGCGAGAAGUUGGAAAAGGCUGCAAGAAGCGGCUGAUGUUUUGUAAUACCCUCAAAUUCGACU